AUGUCCACCGCCGCUCCUCAUUUUUGGUCCACGCCCUUUCGCUACUGCAGCUGGGCUGCCCGCGAGAAGCCUGCCCUCUUCUGGUCCGUUGUCAUCGGCUUCGCUGGUCCCGCCAUGAUCCCCAUUGUCCGCCCCAUCCGCUACCGUCUCGGCGACAUCGAUGCUCCUCCUGUACCUUCAACCUAUCCCGUACCCAACGGACCGAGGAAACAGCUCACUGGCUACGACGACGAAUAA
This is a messenger RNA of Geosmithia morbida, 237 nucleotides long. Its product is annotated as NADH-ubiquinone oxidoreductase 9.5 kDa subunit. Bases 1 to 237 code for a protein of 78 amino acids. The record is from RefSeq and is a predicted model, not a curated record. NCBI's taxonomy places the organism in Eukaryota, Fungi, Ascomycota, Sordariomycetes, Hypocreales, Bionectriaceae. The transcript has 2 exons.